AUGUUCAAGAGAUGGAGGUUUGUUCUCGCACUGCUCGCCUGCUUUGUGCUGCUCUUGUUGUGUACCCAUCAUCAUCCACCUCAAUCCUGCUCAAGAAGCCCAGCAGCUGAAGUUUCAUAUGAGACUUUACUGCACCAGCACGAGGAGCGAUACCUUCAGCUCUCCACCAACCUCACCAAACAAAUCUCUCAACUGAAGAAAGACCUGCGAGAGAGGAGCAGACAGCUACAGAGAUCUGCUUUCAUCUUCUCACUGGAUCCUGAAGAAAAAACCCAUUCGGAUCUGGAACGCAUCCUACAGAAGCAGCUCAGAAGCGCUGAGACGAGUUCAGGUGAGCGAGUAUCUGAUGAGUUUAGCGUGGUGCCGUUCGAGAGCUUCACUCUUCAGAGGGUCUAUCAGCUGGAGACGGGACUAUCACGACACCCUGUGGAAAGACCCAUCCGACCGGACCGCAGGAGUGAGCUGGACGGAGUGUUAGAGAGCGCCUUACACGUACUGAAUGAACAUCAGCCUGGAGACUCACACCACAGAAGAUCUUACUCUCCAAAAGAUUUCUUUGAGGGAAUCUUUCGCACAGAAAGGGACAAAGGAACGCUAUAUGAUCUGGUGUUUGGAGAAAACAUCUCUCCAGACUUCAGGAGGCUCAUCUUCUUUCGUCCAUUUGCACCGCUAGUAAAAGUGACGGAUGAAUUUAUUGACACAUCCCAAAUCCUUAUAAAUAUUAUUGUACCGCUGACAAACCAACUGGAUAUAUUCAGACGAUUCAUGCAGAAUUUCAGUAAAGUUUGUAUUCGUCAAGAAGAGAGGACGCAUCUUACCGUGGUAUUAUUUGAGUCUGAAAAGAUGGAUGAAGUGAAAGGAAUUCUGGAUGAAAUAUCAAGGACAAUGAAAUACAGGAACUUUACUCUGAUUCAUCUGAAUGAAGAGUUUUCCAGAGCUCGAGGGCUGGAGGUUGGAGUUGGCGCGUGGACUCACAGUAAUGUCCUCCUCUUCUUCUGUAAUGUGAACGUUCACUUCACUGCAGAGUUCCUGAACUCCUGUCGAAUCAAUGCAGCAGCAGGUCAAAAGGUUUUCUAUCCAGUAAUGUUUAGUCAGUAUAAUCCCGAAGUCAUCUAUGGUCAUAAUGUUCCUCCUCUUGAAGAACAGCUGGUGGUUAGAAAAGAUUUUGGAUUCUGGAAAGAUUUAGAUUUUGGAAUGACGUGUCAGUACAGAUCAGAUUUUUUGAAGAUAGGUGGAUUCGAUGUCACAGUAAAAGGCAGGGAUACAGAAGAUGCACAUCUCUAUAGGAAAUAUCUCCAGAGCCGUCUGAAGGUGAUUCGAGCUCCAUCACGCGGUCUCUUUCAAGUGUGGACUGAGAUUCUCUGUUCUGAGGAUUUAUCAACAGACUCUUUUAAAUUCUGUUUGUGGUCCAAAGCUGUGAAUGAGGCAUCGCUCGCUCAGAUGGCCGAUCUGCUCUUCCAACAACAGAUCAACAAUCAUCUACAGAAACACAACAAACACCUUUGAGACUUUCCUGACUAUUCAGAAACAAUGACUGGAUCCAUUUAUAUGAAUUAAGUCAUUAUUAAUACAUUCAAAAUGUUGUGUGGUAUUUGUGUGAAUGAUUUAUAAACCGAAGCUCUGAGGCCGU
Messenger RNA from Misgurnus anguillicaudatus (oriental weatherfish), 1630 nucleotides. It is a transcript of the gene csgalnact1b, whose product is annotated as chondroitin sulfate N-acetylgalactosaminyltransferase 1b. The record is from RefSeq and is a predicted model, not a curated record. NCBI's taxonomy places the organism in Eukaryota, Metazoa, Chordata, Actinopteri, Cypriniformes, Cobitidae. Gene Ontology annotation, molecular function: glucuronosyl-N-acetylgalactosaminyl-proteoglycan 4-beta-N-acetylgalactosaminyltransferase activity. Gene Ontology annotation, cellular component: Golgi cisterna membrane.